AUGCUUGCGGCUCUCCCCGUCGCGGCCCUUGCGCUUCUCGCCGCGCCCGUCUCUGCCGCCCCGGUCAUCCUCGCUGGGAGCUUCAUCAACAACAUCACCAUCUCGACGAGCAAUGUCGUCCAGUGCGGAAAGGCGACUGUGUCGUGGACCAACACUGUGGGCGAUGUGACCCUCACGAUCGCGACGGGGGGCUACUAUGACAACGAAAAGGUGAUCGACACCAUCUCGAGUCUGUCGGGGUCGUCGACCACCUGGCUCGUCAACCAGGCGUCGGGCUCGGCCACUCUCAUGUUCCAGGUGACCGACUCGCAGGGCACGACCAACUAUGUCCAGGGCGUCGCCAUCGGUUCAUCGUCCGACUCGUCGUGUCUCGCUGGCGGCUCGGCGUCGUCGGAUGCCCCGUCUUCGUCGUCGUCGUCGUCGUCGCAGGACUCGCUGUCGGCCGGCUACACGAUCCAGACAUCGCCUGCCGAGCCUACCACCGCUGGAUCCGGUGGAGACUCGACCACGACCACGACCCCGGCCCAGGCCGCCGCCUCAUCACCCGCCGCCGCAUCCGCUGACACUAACACUGGCAACACGGCUGCAGGCGCAGCCGAACCAAGUGCAGCUGGUACGUCCGCUGCUGGACCGGUCGUCGUUACCGUCGUCGCCUCCCCGUCACCUACAGCUGCCCGGCCCACUCCGGCAGUCUCCGUCGUCACGACCAUCACCGAGUCAUCGGCGGCCACACCCACGGCCGCCAACGCCGCCAACACGGCCGCGUCGUCGACCCAGAGCCAGACUCAGAGCCAGAGCCAGGUCUCGGACGUUGUCGUCGUCGUCACCAUGACCGGCACCGGCACCGGCUCGUCGGGCGCCGCGCCCGUCCUCGUCACGUCCACGGUCAAGGCCAACACCACCACGGCCGUCGCGGCCGGAAGCCUCGCCAGCAGCCCGGCCCACCCCAACGCGCGUGCCGCUGGCGGCGUGCUUGCACUGGCCCUCGGUGCGGCGGCGCUCGCCUUCUAG
Apiotrichum porosum is the source of this 1011-nucleotide messenger RNA. RefSeq lists its product as uncharacterized. Bases 1 to 1011 code for a protein of 336 amino acids. NCBI's taxonomy places the organism in Eukaryota, Fungi, Basidiomycota, Tremellomycetes, Trichosporonales, Trichosporonaceae. The transcript has 5 exons. The record is from RefSeq and is a predicted model, not a curated record.